UUCUCUCCCUCACGAUGUCUUACCACCGACAAGGAGGCAACAGGUCGACUCCUCCUCCCCGUCUGCCUCCUCCUCGCCUUCAUCUUCGGCCUCCAGUACAAGCUUGACAGAGUCUGGAGGACCCAUGAGCGGUCUGACGAUUAUUGUCCCUUUGGCUUUCCUAGUCGGCGCAGGUAUCAUUGCUGGUAUUCUCGUGAGUGCGAGCACACUACGUCUUGUGGCAUCGAAAACACCGAAAUGAUCCUCCUCCCGUCCGUCGUAUGCCCGCCGUCCGACCCCGACAGUAUCUGUCAAGACAAGAGAGCGGAGCAAGUGUCCGCAGUCUACCCAGGUAUUCGAUUCAAGCGGGAGAGCAAGAGUUGGUCUUGGCCAGACAAUCAUCCAAUUUGGCCGAAGAGCUGUAUCGACAAAAUCGCAUUCCCAACUCCGGCGAGAGCGCAGAUCACCAGCUCCCAACCGGAGGCAGUAUCAUUGGAUCCCUCAUGCGCACCGUGACAUCUACCAGUCUCAGUCGAGGACCGGCACCUUCUUACCUGGAAGCUACUGUCUCUUCGACCCAAGGCUCCGAUGUCGAGCGCGGAACAAUCGAGCGUGUGCCAACAAAUCAGAAGGAAGCUAGUCAACCCAGCAGCGGUUUCAGACGAUUCUUCACCAUGCCUCGUUUCGGCGGCAAAUCUCAACCGACUCAACGUUCCACCGAUGUACCAGAGAUGACUCAAUUGGCGGUCCCCAGACCAGCCGUUACGACCACACGUGCUCAUGUCGACUCACACUCGCAACCUCGCAAUUCGUCUCAGUCACUUCUCCUUCGCCCACUCGAUUCGCGUCACUCGACCGACUCGUCAGGUUCUCACGGACGACACAGUACCAUAGGGGGCAGUCCCUCCUUCCGGACCUCUUACGACGCUCCUAGAGCUGGAUUCACACCGGAUCAAAUGAGAUUCUUAAGCGCCCAUGAGGGAAUCGAUUUGACCAGAGUACAUAUCGGUGCGCAGGAAAGCGGUGGCGCUCGGAUCCCUCCACCGCGUUUUGAGGAGGUGGAAUCAAAUGGAUCGCGGGGUGUGGAGGUCGUUACCGGCGCGAGUGAGGGCGAGGGGUCUCCAGUCGCUCCUGUCAGAACGCUUCUAGCAUCAAGGGGUCAAGCUGAGCGAGGGGAAUCCGGCGGAAGGGAGAGCAGGCCCCAAUGAGAAUGACGCCAUGUGCUGAAUCUUCCCACUUUUUACAUGUAGAAUACUGUUCACGAUCAUAUGACGAGUAAUCUUUGUAGCCAGAGCAUCUCA
Kockovaella imperatae is the source of this 1280-nucleotide messenger RNA. RefSeq lists its product as hypothetical. The record is from RefSeq and is a predicted model, not a curated record. The coding region runs from base 261 to 1187 and encodes 308 amino acids. NCBI's taxonomy places the organism in Eukaryota, Fungi, Basidiomycota, Tremellomycetes, Tremellales, Cuniculitremaceae. The transcript is spliced from 3 exons.